AGCAGGUGAAGUCCUUCUCCAAGUAAUAACCAAGCCGAGUCAUCGUUUAUCCUGUCAGAACUCGCCAGUCGUUCCGUGCCACCGACGGAUCCGUCAAGGCGACGGUUCGUCUUCCGGCCACAACUCUGAAUCACCUCUGCCGUGUCUCUACCGACUCAGAGUUGUCCUCAAGCCGACGAUGUCUAACCCAAGCAAGGCUGGCAUCCGGACCGCAGCAAAUGGAGCCUCGUACAUUCCUGCCUCGACGCGUGCUGAUGGGUCUACCCGAAAAGAGAUACGAGUGAGGCCAGGAUACCGGCCUCCAGAAGACGUGGAGACCUACAAGAACCGCAGCGCAGAAGCAUGGAAGAACAGAGGUAGUGGCGGUGUACCCGGUGCAGACCCUCCACCAGCUGCCAGCACCGACGGUGGAGCGAACAAAAGUAAGAAUGCCAAACGCAGGGAGGCUGCUCGGAAAAAGACCUCGGCCGAAACCGAUGAAGGCGACUUGGCUUCUGCCUUGCACAAUUCGUCUCUAUCCGACGGUGACAAGCAAAGCAAGGACGUGCAAGAUCCAUCAAAAGUCCAGGUAGCGCCCGAUGCGCAAACUCAAGGAUCCGAUGCAGAGGCAGAGACACAAAAGAAGAUCCGAAACCAGUUGAAAAAGUUAAAGGCUGUUAGCGAGCUGAAGACAAAGAAGGCUGCAGGGGAAAAGCUCUCCCCAGAUCAAUUAGUCAAGAUUGGCAAGGAAUCUGAGCUGCUACAUGAUCUGAAGAAGCUGGGCUAUACUGGGCCAGAGGUGUGACAUCGCCAGGACGAAGGAACAAGCAGGCUCCGAAUGUCUGCUGAACACCCAGCAUCCAAUGGAACAAGCGCCGAAUAGGCUUCUGAGAGAGGCGGGACAUGCCCAUCUGAAGAUCCGAGUCACCCCCAUGGUAACAAGGAACACCGAGGAGGACGAGACAACGCACAACUCGACCGCUGUUCAUCAAAACAUCUGGCUCCUUGUGCUUUCGGCGACCCAAACAUCAUCAGAAGAUGGCUCAGAUUCUACCCGCCUUAUUAUUUCUCCAGGCACAAGUGGUGGAGUUGACGACUCCUGGGCAACCAUCGUCACGAAGUCGAUAUGCGUCACGUGCAAGUAAUACCAGGAUCAUGCCAUUGCGCGUGGGAGUCGUCAAAGUUGCGCAGCAGAAUAGACGCAAGAUGAGACUCGGGAUUUGGAUAGAACCAAGAUCCGGUGCCUUCAAGCCCAAGGUAGAUUUAUGUAUACUUGUCUAAGGAUUAUUUUC
This is a messenger RNA of Exophiala mesophila, 1271 nucleotides long. RefSeq lists its product as uncharacterized. NCBI's taxonomy places the organism in Eukaryota, Fungi, Ascomycota, Eurotiomycetes, Chaetothyriales, Herpotrichiellaceae. Gene Ontology annotation, molecular function: RNA binding. Gene Ontology annotation, cellular component: exon-exon junction complex; cytoplasm. Bases 179 to 784 code for a protein of 201 amino acids. The transcript has a single exon. Gene Ontology annotation, biological process: exon-exon junction complex disassembly. The record is from RefSeq and is a predicted model, not a curated record.